This is a messenger RNA of Caenorhabditis elegans, 544 nucleotides long. It is a transcript of the gene C18H7.7, whose product is annotated as TransThyretin-Related family domain. The coding region runs from base 45 to 506 and encodes 153 amino acids. The record is from RefSeq and is marked reviewed. Lineage: Eukaryota; Metazoa; Nematoda; Chromadorea; Rhabditida; Rhabditidae. The transcript has 3 exons.
UGCAGUCACGUGGUUGCAGUCUUCCGUUCUUCUUUUUUGGACAAAUGCUUCGUGGAAUUACCCUUCUCUUCUUCUCCAUCGGCCUUUCUUGUGCCUGGGAUCAUUUUCAAUUCGAUAUCACCGUGUUCUGCGAGCUGAAUAAUAUUCAGGAUUAUAACUUGAAAAUCGAAUGGGUCGAGGUGGAUAGUCUUAACGGCCAAGACCAGCUCUCCCAACCGAAGAUUCUCAUUCUGGGACCCGGCCGACAAAGCUUCUCCCAAGACGGAGCCUUGAACGGCGAUGAGAUGUUCUCGGCUGGAUAUAAGCCCAGAGCUCUUAUAAGUCAUGAUUGUACUAGUGAUCGGAAACCAGUGGAUCUUCAAUUGACUGUGAAACGUCUCUGUGAAAUUGGACAUCUGUGCCACUACCGUAUCAUCACCGAUCUCACCAAUCACUGGGGAAAAGAAGACAUUGAGCCAGCGAACUUUAUUCAUGACAAUAUUGAUCAAUUUUCUGAUUUCCCAUAGAUUCCCCAUAGUUUAUUGAUAAUAAAAUUGCUUAUUUG